AAAAUGUAAUCUAUUAUGUGUGCUUAUUGUGCAGAGCAAGUUACUUGGAAGAGCGAUGAUUGUGGAGAGGAUGGCGAAGCAGCAAGAGUGGUCCACUCUUUAUUACGAUGUAGAUUUGAGUUUAUGUCACACUGUAAUUUGCAUUUUCUUGAAACUUUUGUGUUGAAUCAAAUGUGUGUAGUUCAAUUUUCCGAUGACGUUGUUUGUUUUACUUUGUCGCAGAUGGUGGUACCCCUACUGGAUACUGAGAGUGCUCCGCACUGGUUUGCAGGGAAUGUGAGCAUGGAUAAUACAACAGUGGAAAUUAGGGACUCGUUGUCUUCUGCAAUGCAUAAGAGGUCACGUCGGAGCACCUGCGUAGAGAUGCUCCAGACUUUGGACCAAUUGUUUGCCCCUGUCAAGCCAGGAGACCUGAAUUUCAGCGAAUUUGUAAUUAUUUCUUCAAGCAAGGACUACCCACAACAACAAAAUGGCCACGAUUGUGGACUGUUUGUAAUGAAGUACAUGGAAUCACUAUUCGAGGAAAAUGAAAUAAUGGAAGAGGUAAUGUAAUGUUGAUUUCUUUAGUUUAAGUUUUCAUCCAGUUAACUAACUGUUUAUAACGAAAUUGAGGUGUCAAUCUAUUUU
Molecule: messenger RNA, 627 nt
Organism: Cannabis sativa
Lineage: Eukaryota; Viridiplantae; Streptophyta; Magnoliopsida; Rosales; Cannabaceae
Exons: 2
Coding region: 16-552 (178 amino acids)
Biological process (GO): protein desumoylation
Cellular component (GO): nucleus
Molecular function (GO): deSUMOylase activity
Source: RefSeq, a predicted model, not a curated record